CGACAGUCUGUAGGUCACGUGACCACCUUCCAGCCAAUCUCAGUCUCCAGACUGGUUAUACAUGUUUAUUCAGUACACAACGUCGUAUUUUCAUUUUUCGUGUCGUGCGUCGGGCUAUGCCGAAUAAAAUGAAGAAAGACAAGGACGCGAAGACAGGCAGCAACGAUGGUUCCGGGGACAACGCCAGCAGCACUGACGAGGUGACCAAGCCGUCGGGGCCGCCGAGUGUGCCGCCGCCGGCGCCGCCCACGGCCGCCGGUGCAGCGCCCAGCACCGCCCCACCGCCGCCCCCGGCCCAGAUCAACAAACUCAAGCUGGCUGGACCACCGCACAACCUGAAGAAUAAGGACAAGCGACAGGGCUCGUCCCGCUUCAACGUCAGCAAGAACCGCGAGCUGCAGAAGCUGCCCUCGCUCAAAGAGGCGAACCCGGCCGACAAAGAGCAGCUGUUCAUCGAGAAGCUGCGACAAUGCUGCACGCUGUUCGACUUUGUGUCCGACCCGCUGUCCGACCUGAAAUGGAAGGAGGUGAAGAGGGCCGCCCUGCACGAGAUGGUCGAGCACGUCACCUCGCAGAAGGGUGUCAUCACCGAGGCUGUCUAUCCUGAGGCUGUCGCUAUGUUCGCAGUGAACCUGUUCAGGACUCUGCCUCCGUCGAGUAACCCGAAUGGUGCAGAGUUUGACCCUGAAGAGGACGAACCCACCCUUGAGGCCGCGUGGCCGCAUUUGCAGCUAGUCUACGAGUUCUUCCUCAGAUUCCUGGAGUCACCAGACUUUCAGCCCUCCACAGCCAAAAGGUUCAUUGAUCAGAAGUUUGUUAUGCAGUUGUUGGAUCUCUUCGACUCGGAAGAUCCGCGCGAGCGCGACUUCUUGAAGACAACGCUGCAUAGGAUAUACGGCAAAUUCUUGGGUCUGCGCGCCUACAUCCGCAAGCAGAUCAACAACAUCUUCUACAAGUUCAUCUACGAGACGGAGCACCACAACGGUAUCGCCGAGCUGCUCGAGAUCCUGGGCAGCAUCAUCAAUGGCUUCGCCCUGCCGCUGAAGGAGGAGCACAAAGUGUUUCUGCUCAAGGUGCUGCUGCCUCUGCAUAAAGUCAAGUCGCUCUCCGUCUACCACCCGCAGCUCGCCUACUGCAUAGUUCAGUUCCUCGAGAAGGAUCCCAGUCUCACGGAGCCAGUCAUCAUGUCCCUACUCAAAUUCUGGCCUAAAACACACUCUCCCAAAGAGGUCAUGUUCUUGAACGAACUCGAAGAGAUCCUAGAUGUCAUCGAGCCUGCUGAAUUCCAAAAAGUGAUGAUCCCUCUUUUCAGACAACUCGCUAAAUGUGUUUCAAGUCCUCACUUCCAGGUGGCUGAAAGGGCGCUCUAUUACUGGAAUAACGAGUACAUCAUGUCCUUAAUAAGUGACAAUGCACCAACGAUUUUGCCUAUCAUGUUCCCGUCACUCUACAGAAAUUCUAAAUCUCACUGGAACAAGACUAUUCAUGGUCUGAUUUACAACGCGCUCAAGCUUUUCAUGGAGAUGAACCAGAAGCUUUUUGAUGAAUGCACACAAAACUACAAGCAGGAGAGAGCGAAGAGAGAGAAGGAAAGGGCCAAGGAGAGGGAGGAUGCGUGGAUUAGGGUGCACCAGUUGGCCAGGCAGAACUACCCUGAUCUGCCCAUGGUUGACCUAGGCACGUUCGAGUUUGAUCCUGUGGUUGGAGAUAUUCCAGACAUGGAUGACAUCAACUACGACAAGAUCGAAAUCGAGUCCAGAGAGGCUCGCCAAGCUGUCCGCAACAAAGAGAAACCACUGCUCAGGAGGAAGUCCGAGCUGCCUCACGACACUUACACCAUCAAAGCCUUGAUUGACCACCAGCGCGCAGACGAAUACCUGACCACACCACCCGACGUCAACAAGUGCUAGGCCAGCCAGCUUUUUAUGUAUUGUGAUUCCAAGACAUUCCACCUCCCAGCAAACGAGUUGUACGUUAUUUAACACUAAAAGAGUUACAAAGGGCAAGCAGGAAUUAUUACAAGCGAGACGAUGCGGACGCGUUGCGGGAUAGAAGUAAUUUAAGUCGCAUCAAGUCUUAGAGGAGUAAAAAAUGUGUGGUGCCUGACGCUGAGCUGUUAUUUGGAUCUGGGAUGGGCAGGGCCGACGUUUUGUAGUCGCCGUUGCAUUUUGUCGAGCGUUUCUAAACUGCGGGUCACAGUGAUUCCCAAAUCUCUCCCAACUGCAACGUUUAAUUAUGGUGCUUUCCACAGUGAUUAGAAAUUCCGCGAGAGGUUCAAAUUGAUCAGUUCCAAUUAAUGAAUUAGGUACCUUAACGCACUCAUUCUUUGUUAGUCAAUGGAAAUUUAAAAAAGAUCAAGUUGUUGUCAAUCAAAAGCGUUAUUAGCAGCUGGAUGCCUUGCGAAAGCAAAAACGAAAUUUGUUGUUUAGAUGCUGGCCCGAAUUAAGAAGUUAUUUUAUCUCUUUAUUUCAGCAGUAGGAUAUGUACCAUAAUAGUGUCAGUAUUGUUUAAAAGAACUAUUUCAUCCGCUGUUAUACAUACAAUAGGAGUUAUUAUGAUGGAAAGUGAGGAGAAUAAAUAUUAUAAAUAUUGUACCAAGCAUGGAA
Cloeon dipterum is the source of this 2606-nucleotide messenger RNA. Its product is annotated as serine/threonine-protein phosphatase 2A 56 kDa regulatory subunit gamma isoform-like. The record is from RefSeq and is a predicted model, not a curated record. Gene Ontology annotation, molecular function: protein phosphatase activator activity. Gene Ontology annotation, biological process: protein dephosphorylation; signal transduction. Gene Ontology annotation, cellular component: cytosol; nucleus; protein phosphatase type 2A complex. Bases 117 to 1910 code for a protein of 597 amino acids. NCBI's taxonomy places the organism in Eukaryota, Metazoa, Arthropoda, Insecta, Ephemeroptera, Baetidae. The transcript is spliced from 12 exons.